AUGAAAGUCACCGAGGAGGAGUCAAAGCCAGAUGGGAAACCGUUGGCUGUGCGCAAAGUCAAGCCUAGACCGUGGCGCAAACGCUGGUCUCUUCCGAGAUGUCUGAGGGAGCUUCCCCCUGCCGUCCCCAGCACCAGCUUCCAAAACAGACUGUUACUGGCUGGCUUUUCCUGGGAGGAAAAGAGCAAAACACAAGAUCUAGUGGGGGAGGAGGGCUUGAAGGCAGAAGAAAAGGAGACUUCAGGACAGAACCUAGGGUAUCAUGACUCCAGGAAAAUCAACGAUUAUCCAUCUCUCUUCAGCAGUCCCACAUGGAAACACAAAUACAUCCAGGUUUGGGGGCGCUGGGUUACCCAUACCGAGCGUCCCGGGCCCAGACGGACCUCGGGGCUCAGGGGCCGGUACCGAAGGCGGGGGCCGCGCUGGGGGCGCGGUGCUGGCGGACGGCAGACCUGGGAGGCCGUGGUGGCGGCGGGCGGGCCACUCUCGGCUCCGCCUCCCCUGCUCCGCCUCCCGCUCCCGCCCCGCCCUCCUGCCGGCGUCCGCCCGCCCGCCCGUCUGCUCUCUUCACUCGCUAGCUCGCUCUCGGCCCCCCAUGCGGAUGUGACAUUUCAGGCCGCCGCCAUUUUGAGAGCGAGCCGAGUCGAGCCGCCGGGCGCCGCGUCCGCUGCCGAAGCCCCGACGACGACGCCGAGGACGCGCCACACAGGCCCGCCGCGCCAGGCCAGGCCUCCGGACCGCCGCUCCCGGCCCGAGGCGGGGCUGACUCCCCGGCCCCCGCCCGGCCGCCCUCCGCCCCCGGCCGGCCCGCAGCCCCGCAGCCCCGGCCUCGGCGGCGGGAGGCGGGCCCCGCGGCGGCCGCGGCAGCGGCGGCGGCGGCGGCCGCAGCCAGCGACGAGGCUACCCAGCUCGGCCCGCCGGCCGUCCGCCCGCCUCGGCGCCGAGAUUGGGCGAAUCGCGAGCAAGUACGUGCGCGUCUCCCUGCCGCCGCCGCCGCCGCCGCCCGCCGCGGGCCGCCCCGGGGCCACCGCCGACGACGCGCGGGAGGAGGCCGCGCCGCCGCCGUCGCCGCCGCCGCCGCCCCGGCUCGCCGCCUCCUGCCCCACGGGCCCGCAGCCCCGACCCCCGGCCGCAGGCGAGGCCCAGGCCGCGGCCGACAUGAACCACCAGCAGCAGCAGCAGCAGCAGAAAGCGGGCGAGCAGCAGCUUAGCGAGCCCGAGGACAUGGAGAUGGAAGCUGGAGAUACUGAUGACCCACCAAGAAUUACUCAAAAUCCUAUUAUCAAUGGGAAUGUAACCAUGAGUGAUGGGCACAACAACACAGAAGAAGAUAUGGAGGAUGACACGAGUUGGCGCUCCGAGGCAACCUUUCAGUUCACUGUCGAGCGCUUCAGCAGACUGAGUGAGUCGGUCCUUAGCCCUCCGUGUUUUGUGCGAAAUCUACCAUGGAAGAUUAUGGUGAUGCCACGCUUUUAUCCAGACAGACCACACCAAAAAAGCGUAGGAUUCUUUCUCCAGUGCAAUGCUGAAUCUGAUUCCACGUCAUGGUCUUGUCAUGCACAAGCAGUGCUGAAGAUUACAAAUUACAGAGAUGAGGAGAAGUCAUUCAGUCGUCGUAUUAGUCAUUUAUUCUUCCACAAAGAAAAUGAUUGGGGAUUUUCCAAUUUUAUGGCUUGGAGUGAAGUGACUGAUCCUGAGAAAGGAUUUAUAGAUGAUGACAAAGUGACUUUUGAAGUCUUUGUACAGGCGGAUGCUCCCCAUGGAGUUGCGUGGGAUUCAAAGAAGCACACUGGCUAUGUUGGUUUGAAGAAUCAGGGAGCGACCUGUUACAUGAACAGCCUGCUGCAGACUUUAUUUUUCACAAAUCAACUACGAAAGGCCGUUUACAUGAUGCCAACAGAGGGUGAUGACUCAUCCAAAAGUGUCCCUUUAGCAUUGCAGAGAGUAUUCUAUGAACUACAGCACAGCGAUAAGCCUGUAGGGACAAAAAAGCUAACAAAAUCAUUUGGGUGGGAAACUUUAGAUAGCUUCAUGCAACAUGAUGUUCAAGAGCUAUGCCGCGUGUUGCUUGAUAACGUGGAAAAUAAGAUGAAAGGCACAUGUGUAGAAGGCACCAUACCUAAGUUAUUCCGAGGCAAAAUGGUGUCCUAUAUCCAGUGUAAAGAGGUGGACUAUCGAUCUGAUAGAAGAGAAGAUUAUUAUGAUAUCCAGCUGAGCAUAAAAGGAAAGAAAAACAUAUUUGAAUCAUUUGUGGAUUAUGUGGCAGUAGAACAACUAGACGGUGACAACAAAUAUGACGCCGGGGAGCACGGCUUGCAGGUAAUCUGGGAAUUUUGUGCCAGUGUCUUGGUGUAGCUUUUCAUUUACACG
Molecule: messenger RNA, 2370 nt
Organism: Artibeus jamaicensis (Jamaican fruit-eating bat)
Lineage: Eukaryota; Metazoa; Chordata; Mammalia; Chiroptera; Phyllostomidae
Exons: 14
Coding region: 1-2355 (784 amino acids)
Biological process (GO): regulation of protein stability; protein deubiquitination
Cellular component (GO): cytosol; nucleus
Molecular function (GO): cysteine-type deubiquitinase activity; cysteine-type endopeptidase activity; protein binding
Source: RefSeq, a predicted model, not a curated record